CGUAUAGACUGCAAAAGAAUAAUUGAAGGAGAUGAGAGUUAUGUAAAACUCGAAGCAAAAUCUAGAUUAAUAUAUAAAGAUCCAAAACAUUUAUUAAUGGAUUGUAGAUCAAUUAAAGAAAGAAAUUAUUUUUUGGAAAAGCCUUUAUCCACCGCAGAAAAGAAAUAUCCAUUAGCUUAUGCUAGAAUUGUUUAUAAAAAUUAUAGAUUUCUGGAAACAGAGUUGGCCACAAAUUAUCAACGCCAAAACUGGUAUUGUUUUGCAGUUGACAAGAAAAUUGGAGAUAAGCAAUUUUUAAAAAGAAUAAAGGCAUUGGCUAAGUGUUUCCCUAAUGUUAUUGUUCCAACAAAAAGAUUUCCUGUAGAUAAUAAUGGUAGAUUUUCAAUUUACUGCGACUAA
Molecule: messenger RNA, 399 nt
Organism: Meloidogyne enterolobii
Lineage: Eukaryota; Metazoa; Nematoda; Chromadorea; Rhabditida; Meloidogynidae
Source: the annotation of a GenBank genome assembly